CUGGUUGGGGGAUGAGAUGUGGAGCUGCGGCGGCGCUCCGCUCAGAGACACUGCUGCUGCUGCUGAUCAUCAUCACAGAUGCGUUGCAUAAGAUGCUCAGCUAGAUAACGCGAGCAUCCUCCGUAAAGAACCCGCCAGACAGCUCUCUCGCGCGCAUGAGGAUGAUCUUAACUUCAUUUAUUUCCUGGAAUUAUUCUGUAUUUUGUUGCGAAUUUCGCGGGUUAAGUAUUUCAGCGUUAUUAACUCGAGCUUACAUAGGAAUUGUUUAUCUAUGAUGGGGGUUUAUGGCGAAUGGCGGCUGGAUGACCAUCCAUUCAAAUAAGCGAGCUAACCUGGCUAUCUGACCUCUCUUAGGUAUCGAUAGCUAAACAGAGAGCACUAGAUAAGGCAACUUGGCGAUUUUGUAUGUUAGCAAGCUAAACCUAGCUGCCAGUGUUUAUGUGAUUAAAUAAAAACUGUAUUUUGUUGUUGUUGUAGUUAAUAUCACACUGCGCACGUAGCAAGUGAGUCCUGUCGAGUGCUGUGUUUAGACUGGUGAUAAUCUGCUGUUUUAAUUAGUAAUGCCUCAGUUGUAAUACAGCGUAGAUUUAACGAUUUUUAUUUAUCUGAUUUUUAUGGUAAAACAAUGGUAAGAUUUAUUACCGACGAAAAUAAAAAAGGCUUCUGUAAACGUGGAUAGAUUAAAUCCAGUGAAAUCUGAUACACCUGGAUGUGAGUGGGUCACGUUCAUGCUGUUAAACUAAAGCUGGAGAUAAUAAUAUUAAUCUCUCUUUGGUGCUGUAAUUCCAUAUCUCUACUCUUGAGUGGAUAGCUGGAUUAAAAAAAAACUGGGAUAUAAUCUGUCAGUAAUUGAACCAUAGUAUUUUGAGUGAUAGCCUAGCUAUGUUUUGUAGUGGUCUUUACUCAAACCUGUUGUUUCACUGGUAUUGUUGAGCACAGUGAAAUUAAACUACUGUUUCAAGAACAGCAUUUCCCAUGAAUAACAGAAUAACUAAUUUAAUUUGUAACUUUGUCAUUUAAUAACGUAACUUAGUCUUUUCUCAAAUAGAAAUAGAUUGAUUUCAUAAAACAACCUUUAAAGUAGACACUAUUAUGAUAAACUAAUAAAAAAAAACUGAAUAGUAGUUUAUUUAGUGUUUUAUUGUAUAGUUUUUAAGAGCAAACCUCUAAAACUCAGCAAUGUUGGCCCGGAAAGGCCUCCUGCCUGAUGGAUUUCUGCUGACAAGACUGGCUGAAGAUGCCACACAGCCCAACCGUUUCCGGACCAAAUCGCAGCGAGCUCGCUUCAUCACCAAGAGCGGAUCCUGCAAUGUUGCUCAUAAGAACAUACGAGAACAGGGUCGGUUCCUCCAGGAUGUUUUCACCACAAUGGUCGACCUCAAGUGGCAGCAUUCGCUGCUCAUCUUCACCUCAGCAUUUCUCUGUUCCUGGAUGCUCUUUGCCAUGGUGUGGUGGCUCCUGGCAUUUGCCCACGGUGACCUGGAGCCACGUGACCCCCAUGAUCGUGGGCAUGUUCCAUGUGUCACUGCCAUUCACUCUUUUACCUCAGCAUUCCUCUUCUCGAUCGAAGUCCAGGUGACCAUCGGUUUCGGUGGGAGGAUGGUGACUGAGGAGUGCCCACUGGCCAUUACCGUUCUGAUCAUCCAGAACAUUCUGGGACUCAUCAUCAAUGCAGUUAUGCUGGGCUGUGUGUUCAUGAAGACAGCUCAGGCUAAUCGACGAGCAGAGACACUCAUCUUCUCUCGCAAUGCUGUCAUCGCACCACGCAAUGGCAGGCCCACGUUCAUGUUCCGUGUUGGAGACUUGAGGAAGAGCAUGAUAAUUUCUGCUACCAUUCAGCUGCAGGUCAUUCGGAGGACAGUAACAGCAGAAGGGGAGGUGAUUCCAGUCUGCCAGCUGGACAUCCAGGUGGAAAACCCCCUCAGGAGCAAUGGCAUCUUCCUGGUCUCACCACUGAUCAUUAGUCACACUAUUGAGAGAGGAAGCCCACUUUAUGAGGUCUCUGCCCAGUCACUGCCCAAUGAGGACCUAGAAAUCAUUGUAAUUCUGGAAGGCGUUGUGGAGACGACUGGCAUCACCAUGCAGGCACGCACAUCUUACACGCCAGAUGAGAUCCUGUGGGGGCGGCGCUUUGUCUCCAUCAUGACUGAGGAGGACGGACGCUACUCGGUGGAUUACUCAAAAUUUGGCAACACUGUGCCUGUCCGAAUGCCCGCCCUCAGCGCCAAGGAGCUGGACCAGACCAGAGGAGUGCAGGACAAUGGCCCACACGAGGGCAAGCCACAGGGCUGGGGGCUGGUUCGUGCUGGACGGGGCGGGUACAGAAGGGGUGGAGGCCGGGCCUGUGAUGACAAUGCAGCCAGGCCAUGGUACGCUCCAGCCGAAAAGGAGGACGAUGAGAAAGGGAAAGAAAAGAAGGGGCAAAAGAAGAUGGUGAAACUAGAGGUGAUAGGGAGAGAGAUUGAGGAGGAAGCCACAGAGGAUAUGAGUGAUUAAAAAUAUAGCUGAUAUACUGUACCCUGGUUACUGCUGUGGAAAUAACAGUGUAGCUACAGAGUGCUUUUAAUGCUGUUGAGAUUUUUUUUAAACAAUGCAACAUUGUGGUGUUUUUAAUUUGAGAUAAAUGGGAAGCUGCUUUAAUUUUUAAUGAACUUUUUUAAAAAUGAAUUUUAAUGAAUCUUUCCUUUAUAUAUCUGCACUUUACUAAAUACUUGGUUCUCCUUUUCUAAAGAACAGUGCAACACUCUGUUGCAUUUGUAGUGUUGGCAUUCAUGGACAAUAACAUUCCUCCCCUUCUUAAAGAACUCCUUUAUAUUUCGGAGCCAGUAGACAGGUGCUCAACUUUUAUUCCAAGUGUUUCUGUUUUUUUCUUUUCCAUAAUACGUACAUGUACAUGUAUUCAAACUACUGUGUAUGUAAAUCAAAUGUUUGCUACUGAUGCAGAAUAUAGAUAUUUGGUUAAAAAGUCUGUACCUUUCCCUCAAGGCUUGUUGCUUUAUGUAAAAUGGCACGUUUUAUGGGGAAAAAAAACAUUCUUAACCCACAUUGGAAUUCAUUGUACAACUUUUUUUGAGCAUUAUAUUAUUUUAUUCAUUAUGAAAUAUUAACAUAAUAUUAAGAAGAACUUUAAGACUUAAUGUCAAACUCAGAAGUGAGAGACAUUUGAAAAAUAGAGAGUUUUUUUUACAGACAAUUAUGACAAUAUACAUGCAUAAGGCAGCUGUACAUGGUCUACAAGACCCACAGACCAACAGACCUGUUUUUAAAAUUCCUGUUAUUGUUUUAAUCCUGUUUUUUCUUUUCGUUUAUUGCUGUUGUAGUGGGUGCCAGUUGUUUUCUGUUUUCCUCUUUUAUGAAUUAAUGUAACUGUUUUAGAAUACUGAAUUGUUUGUCUAGUCAGUGUGUUUUUUAUUUUGCUGUGUGAUGUGUAAUUGUGUACGUUAAGCACUGAAUAUAAGAAUUUAGUCACUUGUUCACAUUCCGUGUUUCCUCAUUGUGAUUAUUCUGAAGCUAUUGUAACUGUUGUGUGGACCACAUUCUUUACACAGUUGAUUGUAUGUAAUUCUGAAUUUAUUUAUUUGGGUAUUCAUAUAAAUAUUUAAUAAAUUAUUUUUUAUCUGA
Messenger RNA from Astyanax mexicanus (Mexican tetra), 3621 nucleotides. It is a transcript of the gene kcnj11l, whose product is annotated as potassium inwardly rectifying channel subfamily J member 11, like. The record is from RefSeq and is a predicted model, not a curated record. Lineage: Eukaryota; Metazoa; Chordata; Actinopteri; Characiformes; Acestrorhamphidae. Gene Ontology annotation, molecular function: inward rectifier potassium channel activity. Gene Ontology annotation, biological process: potassium ion import across plasma membrane; regulation of monoatomic ion transmembrane transport. The transcript is spliced from 5 exons. The coding region runs from base 1180 to 2496 and encodes 438 amino acids. Gene Ontology annotation, cellular component: plasma membrane.